Drosophila simulans is the source of this 3950-nucleotide messenger RNA. It is a transcript of the gene Not3, whose product is annotated as CCR4-NOT transcription complex subunit 3. The record is from RefSeq and is a predicted model, not a curated record. NCBI's taxonomy places the organism in Eukaryota, Metazoa, Arthropoda, Insecta, Diptera, Drosophilidae. Gene Ontology annotation, cellular component: nucleus; CCR4-NOT core complex; P-body. The coding region runs from base 599 to 3142 and encodes 847 amino acids. The transcript is spliced from 10 exons. Gene Ontology annotation, biological process: nuclear-transcribed mRNA poly(A) tail shortening; regulation of DNA-templated transcription.
UUAAUAUAUGGUAUAUAUGGUAUUCCUGGUAUGUAUUUCAAGAUGGCGGAAAGUGUGAGGAAGAAGAGAACAAAAAGCAAGCGAAAAAUCCAUGAGUGUAUUUAUUGAUGUAUAUAUGCGUAAAUCUAUGUAUUUACUAAGCCAGAGUACACAGUAAAAGGCAAUGUAAUGAAUGUCCAAUAUAUCUGAUCGCCACGUUGUGUGCCUUUACCUCGACGCACAGAUUUUAAACUUAGCCAAAGAAUCGAAAUCUUGCACCCACGGACGGCAACGUAUCACCACCCAGCCGAAAAAAGGAGAAAUACUACCGAAAGGAUCUGGCGGGUGUGUUGCAGUCCACUCGAGGAAAUCAGUUGCGGCUCAAGUCGAACUUUUGCAUUCGCAGACUUUCAACGACCUCUAGUGCUCUACGGCUUGCGCGCGACUUGCUAACACGAAACGAUAUUUAAACGCAACGCCACAGGAUUUCAGAACGUCCAUUCCUAACAAACUCCGCUCGUGGCCCGAAUCCAGGUUGUAGCCAAAAAUACCCCCGCAUCUAUCAGCAGACUAUGUCUAAGUAUUUGCGUCCCCAAAAUUUACAAGAGAACACAUAGCUAUGGCUGCGACGAGAAAAUUGCAAGGCGAAAUUGAUCGAUGUUUAAAAAAGGUAGCAGAGGGCGUUGAAACGUUUGAGGAUAUUUGGAAAAAAGUACACAAUGCGACAAACACCAAUCAGAAGCAAAAACAUCUGCAGGAGAAGUAUGAGGCAGACCUCAAAAAGGAAAUCAAGAAAUUGCAACGACUUCGCGACCAAAUUAAAUCAUGGAUCGCAUCAGCUGAAAUUAAGGAUAAGAGCUCCCUUCUUGAGAAUCGACGUCUCAUUGAAACACAAAUGGAACGCUUUAAGGUGGUUGAGCGCGAGACGAAAACAAAAGCCUACUCCAAGGAAGGCUUGGGAGCUGCACAAAAGAUGGAUCCUGCCCAGCGUAUUAAAGACGACGCACGCAAUUGGUUAACCAGCUCAAUAAGUUCCCUUCAAAUACAAAUUGACCAGUAUGAGAGCGAGAUCGAAUCGUUGCUGGCAGGUAAAAAGAAACGCUUAGAUCGAGAUAAACAGGAGCGAAUGGAUGAUCUACGAGGAAAGUUGGACCGCCAUAAGUUUCACAUAACAAAGCUGGAAACUCUGCUUAGGCUGCUUGACAAUGACGGCGUCGAAGCAGAGCAGGUAAACAAGAUCAAAGACGAUGUCGAAUACUACAUUGAUUCAUCGCAAGAGCCAGACUUUGAGGAAAAUGAGUUCAUAUACGAUGAUAUAAUCGGUCUUGAUGAAGUGGAGCUAAGUGGCACGGCUACCACGGACAGCAACAACAGCAACGAGACAAGCGGCUCUCCAAGCAGUGUCACAUCCGGAGGCAGUCCAUCACAGUCCCCCGUUACGGUUCAACAAAUUUUAAACACUUCGUCGCAGGGAGCAGCUAGUAGUGGUAGCAGCGCAGCUAGCGCAGCACUGUUUCAGCAGCAGCUGACAGCGGCACAAUCAAAUGGCAACAAUGUGGGCUACGCGAGCGACACAAGCGCAGCUUCUUCGUCUGCUACAACAUCUACAGAUCCUGCGGGCGGCACAGUUGCUGUAAAUUGUGUUGGGGGGCUAGCCGAUAAACGCAACAAGAGCAGCGAAAGCAAUACCCUAAAAUUGAAACAGCCUCAACCUCAUCAACUUAUAAAACCUACACCUGUACGAGCCACGGCCAAGCUGCCUCUCAGCAGUGAAACCCAAGUCAAUAAGAUUGUCAGUUCAACUCCCAGCAAAAAUCAGCAACAACUGCCCACAGCAGCUUCUAUCGUUGCAACCUCCGCUAUGCAAUCGCAAAGCAGUAUCAGUGGGAGCGGAAGUUGUAGCUCCACUGGAGGAACGGGAGCAUCUCAAUCAGCUUCUAGUGGUAACAAUCCUGCGGUUCAGCCAAAUGCUCCGACGCCUGGCCAAAGCGCCACAGGUAUUGCCGCUGCAGCAGCUUCAACUAAUGUUGUUUCGGCGACGAUUGUGAGCAGCGCCAAUGUUCAAGGCCAAUCUGUGAUCCAACCAACACCAACAAUUGCAUUUGCUGCAGUAGCAAAACACAAUACAUCACUCCUGGAAAAUGGUCCUGUUUUGCAGCAGCAACUAGCAGUAACUCCUACUGUGGCAGCUAUCGUAGGAGCUGGAACGCAGGCACAGCAAAAACAUGUGCCACCAUUAUCCAAUCUUCAAACAAAUUCCCCUCACAUACAAAAUGGUCUUCCUGUCUCGGACAGUAAUAAUGACAACAGCUGCAAUGUCGUCGAUACGAUUUCUCUAAAAACAAUGGCACAGGAUGCUAUUAAUCGAUCCGCGAUCGAUCCUAAUUCUCUGAAUCAGCAACAAACAAGCAGCAUUGAUCUGAGACAGCCGCAGUCGCAGAAAUCACUUCUCCAACAUUUCAACUCUGAAACUAACACGAAUCAACAACAGCAAUUGACGUCGCAGCAGCAGCAACAGCUUCAGAACAACUCCCUUGCUGCGACCACAGGUUCUAACAACGGACCUUCAACUGGUAGUGGUCUCAUGAAUGUAGCAAACGCCACUGGUCAGCCCAUCAGCGGCAAUGCCAAAACGCAUACGUGCCAACCCCAACAGAUGGCCACGACGGAAGCGCACAUUCCCACACUGCUUGGUGUGACACCACUUGGGCCAACACCCCUUCAAAAGGAGCACCAAAUGCAGUUCCAAAUGAUGGAAGCUGCCUACUAUCACCUGCCACAGCCUAUGGACACGGAAAAGCUACAAACGUACUUUCAUCGCGCACCAGUGCUCACGCCAUCGCACUAUCCCCAGGCACAGAUGCCAAUAUAUGAUACAGUUGAGUUUUAUCAACGACUCUCAACGGAGACCCUUUUUUUUGUGUUCUACUAUAUGGAGGGCUCCAAGGCCCAAUAUCUAGCGGCCAAGGCCUUAAAAAAGCAGAGCUGGCGUUUCCACACAAAGUAUAUGAUGUGGUUUCAAAGGCACGAGGAGCCCAAGAUUAUCAACGAUGAUUACGAACAGGGUACGUACAUCUAUUUUGAUUAUGAAAAGUGGAGUCAGCGAAAGAAGGAGGGAUUCACCUUUGAAUACAAGUACUUAGAGGACAAGGAGCUGAAUUGAAAUGUUGCGAUGUUUGUUGCUUCGUCUGUCUAAAAGAAAAUCAAUCCAUUAAAAUAAUAAAAUAAAUCAAUCCAAUUUUCAUAAAAAAUCACACAAUCAUAACACAAAUCAAAAUCGAAAAGCGCGAGAAAGAUCAACUAAUGGAAAUUUAAAAGAAAACGCAAAACAGCCGUAACCAUAAGUUAAAAGUAAAAUGAAGUAUGAUAUUUAUUAGGAAUGCAUGUUUUUUAGCUUUACUCCUUUCGUUAAUUUUACAUUCUUGCAGAAUUAAUAAGGAUGCUUACUUUUAUACACAUUUCGCUACGCUUUUUUAAUCAAGUAUUGCAUUACAAAUUAGUUUCCUUAUCUUGGCCUUUAAAAUCACAUAUAGGUGUUUUGUAAGGACCUCUGCGAUUUUUACCGACGUCACAAAUAGAUUAGUCUUACUUGCGUCUUUGAUGAGUACGUACAUCAGCAGAUACAUGUCUGCGAAGAGUAAGCAAUCACAGAGGGCCUUCAAAAACAAUCUCAUAUUACCUAUAUUCUAUGGGUCCUUUGUUAAAAGUUGACAGACUUAAAAGAAACAUUGGUUCUGAUUUGUAUGCGAUUAAAUUAACACAUCAAUAACAAAUUGUUUGUCAUAUUCAUACCUGAGGGUGUAUGAGAAAGCUAUCAACAUGAAGCAAAAAAUAGGUAUAACCUGAUCAUACUAUAUUUGGAAUUUAAUCUUUUUUGGUCCCAUUUUGUUACGUAAAAUUUCCAAGGCUUUUGGAGGGCAAGUCUUGUUUAAAUAUAUGAACACAGAAUAAAGACGAUUGAAUAGUUGAAA